Cavia porcellus (domestic guinea pig) is the source of this 6777-nucleotide messenger RNA. RefSeq names its product PR/SET domain 10 (gene Prdm10). The transcript is spliced from 22 exons. Gene Ontology annotation, cellular component: nucleus. Gene Ontology annotation, biological process: positive regulation of transcription by RNA polymerase II. Gene Ontology annotation, molecular function: protein binding. The record is from RefSeq and is a predicted model, not a curated record. Bases 436 to 3915 code for a protein of 1159 amino acids. Lineage: Eukaryota; Metazoa; Chordata; Mammalia; Rodentia; Caviidae.
AAUCUCCUUUUGGCUUCGCGGCCGACUGAAUUAGCGUCUCAGGAUCUUCGUCAUGACUCUUAAAUCUGGGCCUGUCAGUUCGGCCCAGCGUUCCUUGUCUCUAGGCGCGGCAUGGGAUUUACAGAGUUUAACCAAUCAUAAAACGUCGAGCUCAGGUUGCCAGGCAGGUUAUGCUAAUAAGGCCCCGCCUUUUAUACUGCUCCCACUCUGCGGCGGGAAGAACCACCUGGAGGUGGCGGGGGGGUUUGAUUUCCAUCACCCCUAGGGAGAGAGGAUCGGGGACCCGCUGAUCUUCUAGCUCCCCUCACCUAACGUCGUGCACACUGCAGACGGACCCUUCUGUCCUUCAUGAACACACGCGUGCUGGGCAGAUGACUGUCCUCCCCGCUGUGCUGCUAUAGGGGGCCCAGACGCAGAGCCAGCCUGCAGGGGAAGAUGGAUUCCAAAGACGAAGGCGCGCACGUCUGGGCCCCAUCCGCGGAGCACGAGCAGGGUACCACACAGGUCCACUUUGUUCCGGAUGCUGGAACCGUGGCUCAGAUUGUUUACACUGAUGAGCAGGUCCGCCCGCCCCAGCAGGUGGUGUAUACAGCAGAUGGUGCCUCCUACACCUCAGUGGACGGUCCAGAGCACACACUGGUAUACAUCCAUCCCGUGGAAGCUGCGCAGACUCUGUUUACAGACCCAGGCCAGGUAGCUUAUGUCCAACAGGAUACCACAACUCAACAGGUGCUGCCUUCCAUUGAGAGUGUGGAUGGUUCCGAUCCUCUGGCCACUCUACAGAACCCCAUGGCCAGGCUGGAGGCGAAAGAGGAAGAGGAGGAAGAAGAGGAGGAUACUGAGGAGGAGGAGGAAGAUGAUGGUGAAGACACAGAUCUAGAUGACUGGGAGCCAGACCCGCCCCGGCCCUUUGACCCCCAUGACUUGUGGUGCGAGGAGUGCAACAAUGCACAUUCUUCAGUGUGCCCGAAGCAUGGCCCCCUGCACCCCAUCCCCAACCGGCCUGUGCUCACUCGGGCCCGGGCCAGCCUGCCCCUGGUGCUCUACAUAGACAGGUUCCUUGGCGGGGUGUUCUCCAAGCGACGCAUCCCCAAGCGCACGCAGUUUGGCCCCGUGGAGGGACCGCUGGUCCGGGGGUCUGAGCUGAAAGACUGCUACAUCCACCUGAAGGUGUCUCUUGAAAAGGGGGACAGAAAAGACAGGGAUUUGCACGAGGACCUGUGGUUUGAGUUGUCUGAUGAGAGCCUCUGUAACUGGAUGAUGUUUGUGCGUCCCGCCCAGAACCACCUGGAGCAGAACCUAGUGGCGUAUCAGUAUGGCCACCACGUGUAUUACACGACCAUAAAGAAUGUGGAACCCAAGCAGGAGCUGAAGGUGUGGUAUGCUGCAUCCUACGCUGAGUUCGUGAACCGGAAAAUCCAUGACAUUUCCGAGGAGGAAAGGAAAGUUCUUCGUGAGCAAGAGAAGAACUGGCCGUGCUACGAAUGUAACCGCCGUUUUAUAAGCUCAGAACAGUUGCAACAGCAUCUCAAUUCUCAUGACGAAAAACUGGACGUGUUUAGCAGAACAAGAGGCAGAGGAAGAGGACGAGGCAAGAGGCGAUUCGGCCCAGGUCGGCGGCCAGGGCGUCCCCCGAAGUUCAUCCGCUUGGAAAUAACCAGUGAAAACGGGGAGAAGAGCGAUGAGGGGACACAGGACUUGCUGCAUUUUCCAGCAAAGGAGCAGUUUGAUGAGGCUGAACCAGCUCCCCUGAAUGGGCUGGACCCCCCGGAGCAGACUGCUAUCUCCGUCCCUCAGCUCCCACAGGAGGCCCAGGCUUCUUUGGAGCACGAACCGGAAACCCAUACCUUGCACCUGCAGCCGCAGCACGAAGAGAGCGUGGUGCCCGCCCAGAGCACGCUGACAGCCGAUGACAUGCGCAGGGCCAAACGCAUCCGAAAUGCAGCUCUUCAGCAUCUGUUUAUUCGGAAGUCCUUCCGGCCUUUUAAAUGUUUGCAGUGUGGGAAGGCCUUCCGGGAAAAGGACAAACUGGACCAACACUUGCGCUUCCAUGGGCGGGAGGGAAACUGCCCGUUGACCUGUGAUCUCUGUAACAAGGGCUUCAUCAGCAGCGCCUCCUUGGAGAGCCACAUGAAGCUCCACUCGGACCAGAAGACUUACUCUUGCAUUUUUUGCCCAGAAUCCUUUGACCGCCUUGAUUUGUUGAAAGAUCAUGUGGCCAUUCAUAUCAAUGAUGGCUAUUUCACCUGCCCAACUUGUAAGAAACGGUUCCCAGAUUUUAUUCAGGUAAAAAAGCACGUGCGCAGCUUCCACUCGGAGAAGAUUUACCAGUGCACGGAGUGUGACAAGGCCUUCUGCCGCCCCGACAAGCUGCGGCUGCACAUGCUGCGGCAUUCGGACCGCAAGGACUUCCUGUGCUCCACCUGUGGGAAGCAGUUCAAGCGAAAAGACAAACUUCGGGAACACAUGCAGAGGAUGCACAAUCCUGAGAGGGAGGCCAAGAAAGCCGACCGCAUCAGCCGCUCCAAGACCUUCAAGCCUCGGAUCACGUCCACUGACUACGAUAGCUUCACGUUCAAGUGCCGCCUGUGCAUGAUGGGCUUCCGGCGCCGGGGCAUGCUGGUAAAUCACUUAUCCAAGAGGCAUCCAGACAUGAAGAUAGAGGAGGUGCCGGAGUUGACUCUGCCCAUCAUAAAGCCCAACCGGGACUACUUCUGUCAGUACUGCGAUAAGGUUUACAAAAGUGCCAGCAAGAGGAAAGCCCAUAUUCUGAAGAACCAUCCAGGAGCUGAGCUCCCACCAAGCAUCCGGAAACUCCGCCCUGCAGGCCCCGGGGAGCCAGACCCCAUGCUCAGCACCCACACCCAGCUGACGGGCACCAUCGCCACCCCACCCGUGUGCUGCCCACACUGCUCCAAGCAAUACAGCAGCAAGACCAAGAUGGUCCAGCAUAUUCGAAAGAAGCACCCCGAGUACGCCCAGCUUCCCAACAGCAUCCACACCCCGCUAACGACUGCUGUGAUCAGUGCCACCCCAGCUGUGUUAACGACAGACAGUGCCACUGGAGAGACUGUGGUGACAACAGACCUGCUGACCCAAGCAAUGACAGAGCUCUCUCAGACCUUAACAACAGACUACCGGACACCACAAGGAGACUACCAGAGGAUUCAGUACAUCCCCGUGUCUCAGUCCACGUCCGGCCUCCAGCAGCCUCAGCAUAUACAGCUUCAAGUGGUGCAAGUGGCCCCGGCCACGUCCCCUCACCAGUCUCAGCAGUCCACUGUGGACGUGGGCCAGCUCCAUGACCCUCAGACCUACACGCAGCACGCCAUCCAGGUGCAGCACAUCCAGGUGACCGAGUCUGCGGCCCCUGCCCCUGCGUCGUCCCAGGUGGCCGGGCAGCCCUUGAGUCCCUCUGCCCAACAGGUGCAGCAGGGGCUCAGCCCCUCGCAUAUUCCAGGCAAUUCCUCGUCACAAGGGCAGGCCCUGCAGCAGCAGCAGCAGCAGCAGCAGCAGCAGCAACAGCAACAGCAGCAGCAGCAGCAGCAGAGCUCCUCGGUACAACACACUUACCUCCCCAAUGCCUGGAACUCCUUCCGCGGCUACUCAUCUGAGAUUCAAAUGAUGACCCUUCCCCCAGGUCAGUUUGUGAUCACCGACAGUGGAGUGGCAGCACCGGUCACCGCGGGCCAGGUGAAGACGGUGGCUCCGGGUCAUUAUGUGUUGUCAGAAAGUCAACCAGAAUUGGAAGAAAAGCAAACUUCUGCCCUCCCCAGUGGGGUCCAGGUCCAGCCGCCCACACACAGUGACGCCCUGGAGCCCCCGCCCAGCAGCCAGCAGCAGCCCACGCAGUACAUCAUCACGGCCACCGCCAACGGGAGCGGGAGCAGCGAAGUCCACAUCAGUAAACCAUAGCUGUCUGUUCUCCUGGAGCUAUAGUCAGCGCGCGGGUCCCGUCUUUUUUUCGUUUACAAGUCUAAAGCUUCUAACACUUAGACCUCUUUUUAAAAUUUGUUAUUCACUCAAGAGAUUGGAAACUGCAGUUUUGACACCCACACAGCCAGCGGGGUGGGCUUUGCCGAGGUCAUCUUUACCAAAUGGACUCCUCAGCCCCAGGGUUUCUGCCACAGGAUGGAAAUCUUUCAGGGGAAGGUAGAUAUCAGGAUGGAGAAGCUUUGCUUUGCUCUUGGGUUGGUUUUUUAACUCACUAAUAAGCCUUACUUUCCCUGUGUGGAAAUACUGAGCGGUAUACUAUGUUCAUACCAAAGGUGGAGACGGGACGCGUGGUCGCUGGACUCCAGAGUUCUGGCCCUGGCACCAGUGCGGAAGGGGUGUUUCAGAGGUGUGAAUUAGGUCAGCGCUGCUUUUUCUUGCGAGUUUGAGUUUACUGGGUAAGAAAAUAAAAAUGAUGAGACAAAGUUUGACAGAGGUAUUCGGAAGGAAAAGCUGGCAUUUAAAAAUUUCAGAUUGUUGUUUUUCGUUUUUUUUUGAGAUAGAAGUUUUGCUAUGUUGCCCAGGUUGGCCCGGAACUUUUGAGCUCAAGGGAUCCUUUUGCCUCAGCCUCCCAAGCAGCUGGCACUAUAGAGGUGCCACCAUGAUUUUCAAAACUUUUCUGUGUUGGAAAACUUGCUGGGCGGUCAGCAGUGUUUGCACAGGUGCUGGCCUUCAGCAGAUCCGGGCAGAUCCUAAUAUUCUGACAGUUCUCCCUUUGUUACUCCACAAGGGUGGAUUCCUCCAAAAGAGGUGAUGUCAGCAGAAUUUAAACACGAAAGCUUUUCCUCCCAUUCUCUGUUUGUGGUUGUAUUCAGAAGGAAAUAUUAGUGUAUACACACACGCAUCGAUAGUACUGAAACUAUGACCUAUUUGUGCUUUCAACUGUACCUUUACCUUCUCUUCCUCCUCCCCUCUGUGUGUGUGUGUGUGUGUGUGUGUGUGUGUGUACGUGAGACCAUGGGGCUCAAAACCAAGCCUCACUCCUGCUCCAACCCUGAGCAGGGACUCCAGCACCUACAUUAAUUCUUGUUAGUGUUCAGUGUAUUUUAUUUUAGUACUUUUAAUGCUGUCUUAAAAUGAACAUUCUUUACAGUUGGAUGGAAAGGCGGCCUUCCUCCUCAUUUCCAGACACUUCAACUUUAAACAUAUUGUAACUCAUCUGGACCUUUUUGUAAGAUGACCAACUUCACACUGGUGGGGGAAAAUGUGGGGACCAUUUAUAGUCCACAGAAGGGUCUGGAAGCUGUCUGAGUCUGUACGAUGCUACGGUUGUAAGCUGGGAGGCAGAACAUCUGCUGUGACGCUAGUUCGUCCUGUAUGUGUUCCUGGUUGGGAGUCUUGUUUACUAUGAAUCCAGUGGGGAAAAUGCUUCCCUUCUUUUUAUUGUACAUUCCAAUUGUAUAAAUUGUACACACAGAAAACAUUUCAAAAGUCAGUACACAUUUGAAAGCUUUUGUGACAUGCAUUUUUAGAAUAAUGUAUAGUGAAUGUAUAGUGAAUUUAUUACUCCAUAUCAGAAAGACUUAAAUCCCUUUCAAAUGAAGGUAACUCAUUUACUUUGUUACCUUUCUGAGUAGAAACUGGUUCUAUGAAUUAAGAAGUGUACUAGCUCAUGUCUGAUGAAAAUGCCAUUCUGAAAAGGAAACAAUUCUUUUAGAAUAACUUUACUAAUAUGUAGAUCUUGCACUUUAUUUUUGAGACCUCAUUUAUAUAGUUAUCUCUGGAAAUUUGGGCACUAAGAGAACUUGAAACAGUUACUUCAGAAGUGCAGAAACUCAACAUGGAUCCUGUAUCUUUGGUGACAUAAAGGAUACCAAUAUUUUCAGCAAAAUACUGUCCUGAGUCACAGAAUGCAGAUGGUGGUUCCAAAGUUUUCACAAAUUGCUGAUUAUAAAUAACCUGGUGUCCAGCUGAGAAAGACUUACUAGGGUGAAGGACAAAAGAUUUUCCCAAAGGACCAGUUUUUGUUUUUGUAACUUAAAUUUGGCCCAAUUAUGUUCUUUUUAAUUUGAACCAGCAAGAAUUCUUCCUCUCUUCUCAGGAAUAACUUAUUGAUUAAAAUCAAAAUCUAUCACUGAGUAGAAUGUUCAUUUUAUGUCAGUUAUUUCAAGGAUUCCCUUAGAAUCCACCAAGGGAAAUACUGAGGAGGAGCGUCCCGUUCCCGAAGUGUUUUCCUUUCGUGGUCUCGGUGCAGACCUGGAAGCUAACUUAGCAUUCCCAGAGAGCUGCGCCCUGGUUCUGCCUCAGUAACGUCACGUUAGGAUCAGGGGUCCUGCACGUAGGUGCCAAGGCAAAGGAUUUUCGUAACGACUUGAAUUGGUGCAGAUGGCAGAUUAUCGCCCCUCUGAAGACCCAGUGUUGGAAGCACAUAGCCGGUGUUUAUGUUGUGGCCUCUCGCAGGACACAUUGGCGCUGUGGACUUGGCACAGUGCAAUGUGCAUAUUUUGGAGUGGGCUGGGUAUAGACUCUGCAUUUUUGUUUGAUUUGUAUCCAGAGAAACAGUUAUUUCAUCAUGUAAAAUCUCUGUUCUUCUGGAAAAACUUUCUUUGAUGUUCUUGAAUUCUUUUCUGACCUGGAAUUAUCCUUUCAGAAAACUCUUAGGAUAUCUAAGACUAAAAUAAAAAGAAGCACUUCAUGAGAUGCUAAAGCUGACCCAUUGGUUGAAAAUGUCGACCCUAUCCUUUAUUUAAAUGUGAACAUUUAUUGUACAUUCAGUGAGUUACAGUGUUAAUAGUCUUGUGCUACCCAGCAGGUGUAAAAAUUAAUAAAUAUUUUUUUUAAUAA